Messenger RNA from Haplochromis burtoni (Burton's mouthbrooder), 2033 nucleotides. Its product is annotated as very-long-chain enoyl-CoA reductase-like. The record is from RefSeq and is a predicted model, not a curated record. Lineage: Eukaryota; Metazoa; Chordata; Actinopteri; Cichliformes; Cichlidae. The coding region runs from base 1292 to 1993 and encodes 233 amino acids. Gene Ontology annotation, molecular function: oxidoreductase activity, acting on the CH-CH group of donors. Gene Ontology annotation, biological process: very long-chain fatty acid biosynthetic process. The transcript has 9 exons.
ACCUUUUUGAGCUAUCAUGUUUGCAGACAGAAUCACACCCACAUAAUCACUACCAAAAACAUCACCUCCAUGGCAGAGAAGGUUUAUGUUAGUAUAGAAAGAAAAGUACGUGUGAGGAACACAGUUCCUAGUUACAGUUCUGAAAGUAAGCCUACACCUGACAUCUAAAUGUAUCUUUGGUGCUGUCAGUUCAGUAUUUUCAGGUGUGCUCCUGACUUGAUGGAGAGCUAAAGUCCAUCAGAAAGAGGUCAGAGGUAAAAGGUUUGUGAUAACCUACAGUUGGAUGCAUCCAGAAUGCAUAAAGAGGAUCACACAUCUUCAGUCCCCAAAGCACUUUUGUAGUGUUGCUGACCACUCAAAGUGCUUUACACUACAAGCCACAUUCAGUUUUUUCACACAGCACUUUAUGCUGCGCUCUAUGCUGUGCUCUUUCAGCCACACUCAUGGCUAAUUCAGAUUCAUCAUUGAAUCUACCCUGAUGUAAAUGAAAUAAAGACAAACUAAACCUCUGCAGGUGCACGCUGUCUAGUGUUUGUCAAGCAAAAAAUUUGAUUAAUCAAACAGACUAAUGCGGACAACUGAUGAUAUGCCACCUCCUAACCCUAAAAAUAUCCUUGGUUGAAUAUAGGACCAUUCGCUAUUGAUAAAAGUUUAUCCAAUAAGUUCUGGCAUAUUUAUCUUUACACUGAUCCUGUACUUCAGUGAGCAGUGAACCAUUAAUACAUUUCAGCAUGCUGCUUCCACUAUGAAAUCUUUUGUCCAUUUCUCCUUUAUUGUUUUAAAGACCAUUUAAUAUGCAUCACUGCUCCAUCCAUUUCAGCCCAAAUUAAAGCUGUAAAGGCAAAUACAACCUAACCUGAUGUAUGAUGUUGGAAGGCUUUAGUCUUGAAUAUCUGGGAUCUACCUGGCUGCUAAGAAUUAGACAAGAGAACUUUGGUUCAAAUCUAUUUGGGUCAGUUGCCCCUCAGGAUAUUCUAAAAAUGCUGCCCAAUUAGUAGAGCAAAUUAUCUGUGGCCGUGCCCCCUGGAGCUUGCAGGUAGAGAGAACGUGUGCUGAAAACCUGAAACUCUGCACAGCGCUGCCUGUGUCACUGUGAAGAUUUCUGCUGUUUUGUCCAUUUCUCAAGCCCACAUUCUAGAGGCGAUGAUCUCUGUUGGAUAGUAAAAAUGUUUGUUGGUAUUUUUCCAGAUGGAUUUGUUUGCCUAAAGGUUGUUUUUGUUCUUAUACAGAGGGAAAAUCACUCAGAGAUGAUGAAAUCUUACAGAAUCUACCAGUGGGGACCACUGCCACCAUGUAUUUCAAAGAUCUUGGUCCACAAUUAGGCUGGACUAUGGUGUUUCUUGCAGAGUAUAUCGGGCCCCUUCUGAGCUACCUCCUCUUCUAUUUUCGAAUACCCUACUUUUACUCAAACAGAUAUGCACUUAGUUCCAGCCCCCACCCUGUUGUCACACUGGCCUGCGUCUGUCAUACCUUCCACUACACGAAGAGGCUGAUAGAGACAAUCUUUGUGCAUCGCUUCUCACAUGGGACCAUGCCUCUCAGGACUAUAGUCAAGAAUUGUGCCUAUUACUGGGGUUUUUCAGCAUGGUUGGCUUACUAUAUCAACCACCCUCUCUAUACGCCUCCAUCAUACGGAGAACUGCAAGUCAACUAUGCACUAAUUCUAUUUGUGAUGUGUGAAAUGGGCAACUUCUCCAUUCACUUGACUCUGAAUAAGCUCAGGGGAGAUGGACCCAAGGGUAGAAGAUUUCCUAUGCCAAAUAAGAACCCCUUCACCUGGCUUUUCUUCUUUGUAUCCUGCCCAAAUUACACAUACGAGGUUGGAGCUUGGGUGAGCUUUUCUAUCAUGACCCAGUGUCUGCCAGUGGCAUUUUACACAUUACUGGGGUUUAUUCAGAUGACCAUCUGGGCCAAAGGAAAGCACAGAGCCUACAUCAGGGAAUUCAAGGACUAUCCCAGUCUCCGAGUGGCUAUUAUACCUCUGAUUCUUUGAUAAUGGUUAAAGCAUGAACCUCAUACAAAGAAACAAAGAA